UUGAGUGAUAAGCUCCAAAAAUUACAGAAUCGUGCAGCUAGAGUUAUUACUAAAUCACCCUUUGAUGCGAGCUCAAACCACCUUCUCUCCACCCUCAGCUGGGAGAGGCUAUCUCUUCGACGAAAGAAACAAAAAGCCUUAAUGAUGUAUAAAACCAUGCAUGACCUUGCUCCAAAAUAUCUACAAAAUCUUUUCUCUCAGCGUCACUCUGCUUACAACUUAAGAAACUCUGAGGGAAGGCUGACGCUGUCCAAACCAAACACCAAUUAUUUGAAACGAAGCUUCUCUUACAGCGGGGCCAUGUUAUGGAAUAACUUGCCCAAAAACUUAAAAAACGCUGCAUCCGUUGAGCAUUUUAAGCGAAAUAUCAAGAAGGUAGCUGAUAUAUCGGAUUCCCACACGGCAAUCAUGUAA
Porites evermanni is the source of this 414-nucleotide messenger RNA. Lineage: Eukaryota; Metazoa; Cnidaria; Anthozoa; Scleractinia; Poritidae. The record is from the annotation of a GenBank genome assembly.